AGCGCCGGGUUGCGCUCACAAAUUGCGCUCUCGCCGUCGGUCACCUACUCGGAAGCCGAGCGGUUGACGCAGCAACAUCGCGGCCGGUCCCCGGCGAAGGGACCGGGGCCUGAAGUGUCGCCCUGUUCGCUUCUAAGCUUCCAGCAUGUCGAUGCGAAAGCUGCUGGCCCGCGGCUGGCAGCUAGGCCGGUUGACCUUGCGUCACGUCGCCUCCGCGAUCAGAGUCGGGCCGAGGGCCCCGGUCCUGCGGCCUCGGGUCAAGCAGCCGCUUCAGUACGUGCUGCCAGCCCGUUACCGUUUUUUCCGCCACUCGGUUGGCAGCCUGGCCGCCCAGCUGCAGCGCCAGGCGUUUCGACGGCACCGCGGGACCUUGCUGGCCUUCGGCCUGGGCCUGGGCUUCAUCGAACAGCAGGCAGAGGAGAUAAGAGCAUGCACUACUGUGUGCGACCAGUUGCAGACACAAUUUAAAAGAAAGAAAACAAAGUAUGAAAGCUCUGUACCUUUGCCCACUAUUGGCCAUUGUUUUGAAGAUUACGAGAUUGGAGACCCCCUUGGAAAAGGAUGUAAUGCAGCUGUGUACAAGGCCUUUAUUUCUGAAGGGGCCAAUCCAAAAUCAAGCAGUAAAAUAAUGACAAAAGAGCGACAGCCAGAAAGUGAAAAUGAGGAAAAGAAAGCUGCUGUUGUACCAGAUGUCACCAGUGUUUGUUCCAAAAUAAUAACAAAUAAUUCAACAGUUUCACAGGAAACAUCAAGUCUGAGUUUUAUAGUUUUGAAGAGGGAUCCACCUUCUGAACCUGUGGGGGACGCCGGCUACCCGAGCAUCAGGAACGCCGGCUACCCGGGCACUGGGGACGCCGGCUACCCGGGCACCAGGCCUCUGGGAGACACUAGCCGCCCUCUGGCUUUAAAAAUGCUUUGGAACUUAAAUGCAGAGUCAUCCAGUGAUGCUAUCCUGAGAACAAUGGGGAAGGAACUGGUGCCAACCAUCCCUAAUGCUUUAUCUGGAGAGUUUAGUAAAGCCAAAGAAUUAGUUCUACCCUCCUAUUAUAACAUAGGGAAGCUGAAACCACAUCCAAACAUCAUCCAGAUUGUCCGGGCGUUUACAGCCAAAGUUCCUCUGUUGACCGGAGCACUGGAGGAGUAUCCUGAUGUACUGCCCAAAAGUUUGAAUCCCAACGGGUUUGGACGCAGCCACACACUCUUUCUGGUGAUGAAAAGCUAUCCAUGUACCCUGAAGCAAUACUUGAAAGUGUGUAGCCCCUGGAGUGGGUACGCUGUGCAAAUGAUUCUUCAGUUACUAGAGGGAGUGGAUCAUCUGGUUCAGAAUGGCAUUGCACACAGAGAUCUGAAGGCUGAUAAUAUUCUGGUGGAGUUCGAUUCAGUUGGCUGGCCACGUUUAGUGAUCACGGAUUUUGGCUGCUGUCUGGCAAACUGUGAUCGUGGAUUGAAGCUUCCCUUUACCAGUAUGGAGGUUGACCGGGGAGGAAAUACCUGUCUCAUGGCUCCUGAGAUUUGUACAGCAGUGCCUGGACCCAGAGCAUCCAUUGAUUAUAGCAAAUCUGAUGCCUGGACAGUCGGUACACUAGCCUAUGAGAUCCUGGGACUUCCAAAUCCCUUUUAUCCACAUGGAAUGAAUUAUCUGGAGAGCAGGAGUUAUGAAGAGAACAAGCUACCACCUUUGCCAGACUACGUUCAUAGAAAUGUGAGACGGGUGGUGAAGCUUUUGUUGUGCAGAGAUCCCAAGAAACGCCUAUCAGCAAGAAUUGCUGCAAACAUGUUGCACCUACAACUGUGGAAUUCAGAGCUUCUCACGUCAGCUGAAAUCACUGCGGAGAAGUUAUUCGACUGGCUUUGCUACCAGCUUCUGCCCACCUGCCUGCAGUUUACAAUGAGUUGUGAAUCAACAGUGCAAACCGAACUGAAGAGGAACUUCUUGGCAAAUCUCAGCUUUGAAGAUCUAAACCUGGCACUGGAUCUACUGCUAGUUGGGGAAAAACAACUAGUUUGCCAAUAAUCCUGUGGGUUCCAAAACUGAAAUUAAGAGGAAACAAAUGCUACUAAUUACGAGUCUAGAAAUAAAGCAUUGAAUUUAGCUCCUAAUUAAAAAGAUGAAUAUGCAUUUAAUGAAUUGGGGCUGAUGGUGGAUAAGUAGUUAGAGGUAAAUAGUUGUUUUUUUUGCCAUUCAUGGCUGGCACCAAGGAGGAUAUCCUUAAUUGGCUUCUGUAGAACUUGAACAGUUAGGAAAUAAAUGUGCAGAUUUGUUAUUAACUGUUUCCUGAAGAAUGUUAAUUUGAAAUGGAGUCCAGCUCAUUGCUCAGAUAACUUUGCAUUGCUUGUAUCUCACCCUGAGAAUGUGAAUUUCAGGGUAGUAUAUAGUGAAAUAUAUGUACUUUAAUUUAAAAACCCCUAUCCUGGCACAAAACACUUUAAUCUCUUGUUUUUUGUUCCCAUUUUUAAAGAAAGCUUUCCAUGACACAAAAUGCAAGCAUUUAUCAAGUUGUAAAAGGUGAGUGAAGUGAAGACAUUGUUUAAAUAGCACAGGUGAUGUCACAAAAGCCAUGUUUUUUAAUGUAUAUCUUAUAGGAAGAAAGUGGACGUUAGGAGUUCUACACUUGAGAUUUUAGGGAAGGAGAAAAAAGUUUAUAGAUGUGAACUAUUAAUUCAGUGCGUGGAAAGUCUGAUUGGUCUUGAAUGUAAUCAAAGCACUAUUUUCCUUGUUUGUGAUUUCUGCAUUGUGAAAUCUAUUAAGCUAAUGACUUGGCAUUCACACUGAUCAACAGAUGUGUUCAGUUUGUAUUUGCAGUGUAGCUCUAUUAAACUGAUUUAAGUAAAAAAAAAAGAUUGAAAUUUUGAACAAUGAUCUCAUUUUUGUUCUUUGCCAUCAGAGAAAUCAUUACUUUCUGCUACUGCCUACUCUCCUAUGUGAAAUUUAGACACCUUCUCAGAAGUAUACUGAACUAUAAAACCUAAUUGGAGACAAAAGGGAAUAUGAAUGCUGGAACCAGGUGAGGGGAGGGGAUGGGAGAUAUGAACAAAGAGAGAGUAUACUUUUUAAGUCUACGUGGUGAGGGAGGAGAUGGAGAACAAUGAGGAUGUGAGAUGCUUGAAAUUGGGAAUAAUAAUUUCUCUAUCCCUCCAAUACCCAUCCUCCCCUCGACCCACCUGGUUCUAAACAUCAAUCAUCUCCUCUCCAUCUGGUUCCAACUAUCACCUACUCCAUCCCCCUUUAUAUGAAUAUAUACUGAAACCUUUUUCUGUUCCUUCUCAGUAUUUGAUGCAGGUUCUUGAACCAAAAGAUUGACUUGCACCUUUUGCUUCCAUUUGAGAUCUCAGUGUUCAGUUUUUGUCUUUUUUUUAAAAAAAAAUCAGGAAGGAAUUCCUUUUCAAACUGUAAAUUCAUGAUCAUUAAAUAUUUGAACAUAAUAUUAAGCCCUCAUUAUUUGCACAAUAUACAUAUUAAGAUGGAUCAUUCAUCAUCUGCUCAGGCAAUUAUUUACAAUUGUUUCAUUUCAUUGCUCAGAUAUUUCUGACCCACUUUGCCACAUAUUUGUUAUCUUCUCAACACACACAAAAUGCUGGAAGAAAUCAGCAGGCCAGGCA
This is a messenger RNA of Mobula hypostoma (lesser devil ray), 3600 nucleotides long. It is a transcript of the gene pink1, whose product is annotated as PTEN induced kinase 1. The transcript has 8 exons. NCBI's taxonomy places the organism in Eukaryota, Metazoa, Chordata, Chondrichthyes, Myliobatiformes, Myliobatidae. Gene Ontology annotation, molecular function: ATP binding; protein serine/threonine kinase activity. Gene Ontology annotation, biological process: positive regulation of mitochondrial fission; protein phosphorylation; regulation of apoptotic process. The coding region runs from base 146 to 2014 and encodes 622 amino acids. The record is from RefSeq and is a predicted model, not a curated record. Gene Ontology annotation, cellular component: mitochondrion.